Molecule: messenger RNA, 500 nt
Organism: Homalodisca vitripennis (glassy-winged sharpshooter)
Lineage: Eukaryota; Metazoa; Arthropoda; Insecta; Hemiptera; Cicadellidae
Product: arginyl-tRNA--protein transferase 1-like
Exons: 2
Coding region: 270-500 (76 amino acids)
Biological process (GO): protein arginylation
Cellular component (GO): cytoplasm
Molecular function (GO): arginyl-tRNA--protein transferase activity
Source: RefSeq, a predicted model, not a curated record
CUCUGACUCAGGCUGUAUUGAUACUUUCAUACUAUAGUGUGACUGUUGGUGUCGAUUAUUUGUCUGCUGGUUGAGUGUUUUGGAAUUCUCAGGUUUAGUUGUAAAACAUUAUACCUGAACCUGAAUCCUCCAAAACUUAUAGCCUGUAAUCAAAUUAGUUGUUUUCUCUUAGCGACUACAAGUAUAUAAAUCGUUUUGUUAUUAAUUAAUACGUCUACACACAAUCUUCAAAUUUAUUUAUAUUUUGGACAAGAUUUACUAACAAAAUCAUGCCGCUUACUAACGAUGUGAGCAUACUAGAAUUUUAUGGAGAAAACGAAAGAUAUAGAUGUGGUUAUUGUAAGUCUUCUGACACUAAUUACAGUGAUGGAAUGUGGGCACACGGCUUGACUGUUCAGGACUACCAGGACUUGAUAGAUCGAGGAUGGAGACGAAGUGGGUGUUACUGUUAUAAACCGACCAUGCACCUUACUUGCUGUCCAAUGUACACUAUAAAGUAA